Solanum lycopersicum (tomato) is the source of this 1980-nucleotide messenger RNA. RefSeq names its product mediator of RNA polymerase II transcription subunit 8. NCBI's taxonomy places the organism in Eukaryota, Viridiplantae, Streptophyta, Magnoliopsida, Solanales, Solanaceae. The record is from RefSeq and is a predicted model, not a curated record. Gene Ontology annotation, cellular component: mediator complex.
GGAGUAGUGGCAGCUCAAGAUCAGCAACAGCAACAGCCACAGCCGCCCAGGGUGGUGGAGGGUCUGAACCCCGCUGUUCAACAACAACUGAAUCUCGAAUCCGUUAAAACUCGAGCCGUUAGUUUGUUCAAGGCUAUUUCUCGCAUCCUCGAAGACUUCGACGCUAUCGCUCGCACCAAUGCUGUCCCCAAAUGGUUCUCUUUCUCUUUAGUUCAUUUCUUCUAUUUUAACUGUGUAGCAGCAAAUACAAAUACAUUGGAGUAGUUAAGUUGACUAAUACUAAUAUCUACGAGCUGUAUUAGCCCCCAAAAUGAAGGAAGUUUACUAGUUUGUCAUUUAGGGAUAGUUUAUUGACAACACCAAAAUGCAUUUUGUGGGUUCUCCAGCCAAAUGAGUUUCCGGUACUGUGUCUUCACAGGCUGGGAUACCCCUGCUGAACUUUUAAGGCAAGAUAUUUUGGGGCAAUUUUCUAUGGUGAAUCUUGAGCUUUAUAACAUUGUUGAAGAUAUUAAGAAGGUCUCCAAGGCUUUUGUUGUUCACCCCAAGAAUGUAAAUGCUGAGAAUGCUGCAAUUCUACCUGUUAUGCUGUCAUCAAAGCUGCUGCCAGAGAUGGAAGUCGAAGAUAAUGCCAAAAGGGAGCAAUUAUUACACAGCAUGCAACACCUAUCGGUAGCAUCCCAAAUUGAGAAGUUGAAGGUUAGAAUUGAUAUGAUUGGAGCAGCAUGUGAAAGUGCUGAGAAAGUCAUAGCUGAUACGCGCAAAGCCUACUUUGGAACCAGACAGGGGCCAACACUGCUUCCAACUAUUGACAAGGCACAAGCAGCAAAAAUUCAGGAACAAGAAAAUUUACUUCGCACUGCAGUAAAUCAUGGUGAAGGAUUACGUGUACCUGGAGACCAAAGGCAUAUUACUUCUGCACUUCCUGGUCAUUUGGUAGAUGUGCUUACAGUGUCUGAUGGCCCCCAGUCUUUCGCUGAUUCAUCCGUAGGGACUUAUCUGAAGAAUACUCCUCCCUUUCCAUCGAGCAAUGUUAAUAGUCAGGGAGCUUUGUUACAGGCUUCUGGAGCACUUCGGGCUGCAGUUUCUCCUUCUGGGCCCACUUCCUUUGAUACUACAACAGCAUCACCUCUGCAACAUGUCAACUCACCUAGGUCUAGUGCUAACAUGAUGAAUACACCAUCUCCUCAGCAACAGACCCAUCAGCAACAGCAGCAGCAACAGCAGCAGCAGCAGUUGCAGCAGCAUCAGCUCCAACAGAGGCAGAAAAUGCUGCAGUUACCUCAGCAUCAGCAGCAAAUUCUUGCCCAACAGCAACUUAGGCAAGCCUCAAUGCCUGGACUGGGGCAGCUGCAUGGUCAGCCACAGAUGCAGUUCUCUCAGCCACUGGGAGCACAGCAGUUUCAAGGUAGGCAGCUACCAUCUGGUGCCCUUCAUCACGGUAUGGGUCAAAGUCAGCUCAACCAAGGAAAUCAGCUGAAUCGACAUUUAAACCAGUUUUCUAGUCCUAUGAAUACUGCACUAUUCAAUUCUGCCCAAAGCACACCUAGCUCUCAGAUGAUCUCAAAUAUGUCAGCAAUGGUGCCAUCACAAACUCUUCUGCCACGAAUGCAGUUUGGAAUGUCUGGUGGAACUCGGAAUCUUGCUGCUGCAAACCUGAGUGAUCAAAUGUUCAAUAUGGGAGGAAACAAUCCUGGUAUGAUGUCAAUCCAACAGCAGCAGCAUGGCACAUUUGGAAACAUGUCACAAAAUACACAGAAUCUGCAGCAGGGUAUGAUGCCUCUUCAGAACGCACCUCAGACCCACCCUUCCUUUCAGCAACAAAGACCACAAGGCCAACAGUGAAGUAUCUAAGAUUAGAUGGAAGAGGAGGAUAUUUAUACCAAACCUCAACAUUUCCUAACUUUGUUUGAUCUUUAAAAAAAAAAUGUGAAGGCCAGAUUCUUGCAGGAAAUUUUUGUUGGAACAUUACAUUUGUUAAAA